AUGCGCUCAAUGAUCGCUCAGCGCGGGCUAUCCCUCGCCACAAACUCGGCUCCGCGAAGUGCAGCGUGUAGGGCGAUUAUCACCAGUCACAGAGACUUCAAAUCAGUGGUGCCCGCGCAGCAGCGAGGCCUGACCAGCGGCGUGGCGGCACGUGCGGGGGACAUCGGCGCGAUGCUUUCAGGCCUGAAGAAGGCGCUUGGACAGGCUGGCAGCGCGGCCUCCCCGGCGGCCGGCGCCGUGCUGUCCUUCUCUGACACCGCGCCCAGCUGGGAGCAGCUCGAGGAGAUUGUCAGGGCGCAGGAGCGCGAGCACGGCGUCAACUUCCUGGCUCCAGACCUGGACAAUGGCCCGACCCACCCGCUGGCCCUGAAGCGUACGUUUGGCAGCAGCGAGCCCAUCCGCGUGAAGCUGUACCGUGACCAUGCGGCGUGGUGCCCGUACUGCCAGAAGGUCUGGCUGCAGCUCGAGGAGAAGAGGAUCCCCUAUGUGAUUGAGAAGAUCAACAUGCGCUGCUACGGCGACAAGCCGGCUUCCUUCAUGGCCAAGGUCCCCAACGGCCUGCUGCCCGUGCUGGAGAUCGACGGCCGCGUCGUGACCGAGUCCAGUGUCAUCAUGGGCCUGCUGGAGGACGCCUUCCCGGACCACAAGCCCCUGCUGCCGCCAAAGGGCAGCGAAGCGCGCGCGCGCGCGGAGGCGCUGAUGCGGCUGGAGAGGAGGUUCUUUGGGACGUGGCUCGAGUGGCUGUGCAGCGGCUGGGGCCAGCCUGCGGCGCAGGCGGGCUUUGAGCGCACCAUGGACGCCGUGGCAGAGGCACUGCAGGCCGAGGGGGGCCCCUUCUUCCUGGGCGCUGACAUCAGCCUGGUGGACAUCACCUUUGCACCCAUGCUGGAGCGCGCCAACGCCAGCCUCGCCUACUACAAGGGGUUCUUCAUCCGCGGCAAGGGCCAGUGGCCGGCGGUGGAGCGGUGGUUUGAGGCGAUGGAGGCGCGCCCCACCUACCUCGGCACCCGCAGCGACCACUACACCCACUGCCACGACCUGCCGCCGCAGCUGGGAGGCUGCUACAUGAGCGACGCCGGGGAGCCCUGGGCGGCCGCCAUCGACGGCCAGGACGGCAGCAGCUGGCGCCUGCCCCUGGCGCCCCUCGGGCCGGCGGCGCUGCCGGAGCCGUACUCUGUCCCGGAGAACCCGCCGGCCGACCGGCUGGAGGCGGCGGCGCGCAUGGUCGCGAACCACAAGCCGAUCGUGCGCUUCGCCCUCCGCGGCCCCGGCCGCCCCGGCGCGCGCCCCGUCAGCGCGCCGCUCGCGGACCCGACCGCCGUCCCCGCCGACGCGCCCGCGCCUGCGGUCGACGCUGCGCUGCGGCACGUGGUGCACGCGCUGCUGGCGGGGGUUGAGGCGAAGCAGCUGUCCAAGGACCACGCCCUGCUGGUCGCGGAGGGCGGGGCCAGCUGGCCGGGCAGCUUCCAGGGGUCCGACGUGUUUGCGGCUGCUGAGUACCUGCGGGACAGGGUCGGGGUGCCGAGGGACAUGCGGAUGCCGGCGGCGCGGCAGCUGCGGGCGCAUUUGAACUGGCUGAUCGACAGCCUGCGGCCAGCGGCGGCGUAG
This is a messenger RNA of Monoraphidium neglectum, 1608 nucleotides long. Its product is annotated as glutathione S-transferase. Gene Ontology annotation, cellular component: cytoplasm. NCBI's taxonomy places the organism in Eukaryota, Viridiplantae, Chlorophyta, Chlorophyceae, Sphaeropleales, Selenastraceae. Bases 1 to 1608 code for a protein of 535 amino acids. The transcript has 11 exons. The record is from RefSeq and is a predicted model, not a curated record.